CACUCGCAGCGGUAUAUUCCUCUGCAUACCCCCCUGCUCAUUGCCUUCCGCUCCAGGAUUCGUUCAGGCGCGCAUUCUGCUCGCCACCAGUCCGUUUUUCGUUUUUCGCGGAUAGGAGACGCGACGUGUUUUUCGCCGCGUGGCCCGUCGGCUCGUCGCCAUUGGAUUCGAUCCGCUCGUCACUGCCAGAUCAGAUCGCAUCCUGUAGGCGCAUCUUCGCGCGAUCCACGUGUCAGCGCCGCAAUGGCUAAGUCCGCGGCUGCACCGCCACCCUCCAGCACUAGCACCAGCGGGAGUACCAGCACCAGCGCCAGCGCCAGCGCCAGCGGCGGCGGCGGCGGCGGGAGCGGAGGCGAGAUGUCGACGAUCGACGCGGUGGCGGCGGGGGCGGGAAGCUGCAUCGGGCUGGCCGUUGGCUCCGCGAUUAGCGGUGGUGCCAUCGGCGGACUGUUCGGACUGGUGUCGGGUUUGUUCCGCCGCGAGGGCUUUAAGAAGGCCAUGUCCGAGGCUGGUGCUUCCGGCCGGACCUUUGCCAUCAUGUCGGGGGUGCACUCGCUCGUCUCCGCAUCCCUCAAGAAGAUCCGCAACAAGGAUGACGUGAUCAACCAAGCCGUAGCUGGGUGCGCCACCGGCAUUGCUCUUGGCUGGGGAGGCACGCCUGUGAGCAUGCUGCAGAAUUGUGCGGGCUUUGCCGUCUUUGCAUUCAUUUUUGAGGGCAUGAACCCGCCGGCCCAGCCUGCAAUAGCGGCAGAGAUGCACCUGCUGGGACUGGGACUCCCCCCACACGAAUGCAGCAGCGGCAGCAGCACCAGCAGCGGCUAUUGCAGCAGUGGCAGCAAGCAGUGCGAGUGCAAUGGCGACAUUUGUGGCUCUUGCUCCUCCUCGUCCCCCUCCGCUUCCUUCUCCCGUUCCCUGGCUAUUCCUGCUGACUGUGCUGCUGACGCCACAUGCCGAAGCAAUGCCAGCAGCAGCAGCAGCAGCAGCAGCAGCAGUACUGGUACUAAAAGUGUCUCGCCCGUGCACCGGCACGAGGCACGCAGGCCUUUCAACAGCAGCAGCAGCAGUGGCAGUGGCAUCAGCGGUGGUUCCUCAGUGUUCUGCGCGACCCAACAGCUACCGACAGUCCUGCCGCUCUCGCUCUCGCUCCCACUUGCUGCUCAGUUCACCUUGGCCCCGUAUCACGCCUGUCAAGACCGCCUCUGCUGCUGACUGACCCCCUCCCCCCUCUCCCCCCUCUCCACCAUCCCCCCUGCAAGAGGCUAGAGGAAAGGUACUGGUAAUUCAGUACCAACAUGUUAUCUGCAGCAGCGGCAUUUGUGCUUGCCUUUUAACGCUGCUUAGAAUCACAACCCUGGAGCCCAGGGUGGGUCAUCUGAUGUGAUUUAGAAUUGUUUUUGCUCCUGUUCCAGUGUCAGCGUUAGGGAAGCAUGUGGAGAUCUUUCUUCUGAUAUCAUAUGCCACUUCCCUGUCGUACAUUGCUCAAAUGGUGCUAGGAAUACACCGCACUAAAAAAAUGGAGCCCGG
Messenger RNA from Closterium sp. NIES-67, 1524 nucleotides. The record is from the annotation of a GenBank genome assembly. Lineage: Eukaryota; Viridiplantae; Streptophyta; Zygnematophyceae; Desmidiales; Closteriaceae.